Dunckerocampus dactyliophorus (ringed pipefish) is the source of this 1012-nucleotide messenger RNA. Its product is annotated as leucine-rich repeat-containing protein 30-like. NCBI's taxonomy places the organism in Eukaryota, Metazoa, Chordata, Actinopteri, Syngnathiformes, Syngnathidae. The record is from RefSeq and is a predicted model, not a curated record. The transcript has a single exon. Gene Ontology annotation, molecular function: protein binding. The coding region runs from base 116 to 1012 and encodes 298 amino acids.
GAUUCAAUGCUACUGAAGUUCCACCUUCGGAUUCAAUGAUGUUCUGUACAACUAGAGGACGUUAUCUUUAACAACCCUCCUGUUGGGAACCGCAUGUGGACAUCUUGGGACAAGGAUGGGUGGGAAGCAGUCUCAUGGCUUCUCCAACAAAGAGCUGAGCGAGGUGAGCGUGAGCCAAGGCAGCAAGAGCGCAGGGAGUGAACAGGGCGGACUGUCCUCUGCCGCCGAGCGAAUCCGCAGACACACCACGGUGCACUUCGGCUACAGCACCCUCAGCUUGGCCAUGCGGGGGCUGGACGACGCCCCGGCGGAGUUGUGGGAGCUGCGAGAGCUGCAGAAACUCAAUUUGUCCAUGAACUGUCUGUGCUCGCUGCCACCUGCCUUGGGCGCCCUGGACAACCUGGUGGUGCUCAACCUGUGGGGCAACAACCUGACCAGCCUGCCGCCCGAGAUCGGCCUCCUGAAGAAGCUGCGCGUGCUCUUCGCCUGCCGCAACCGCCUGAGUGAGGUGCCGGAGGAGCUCGGCUCCUGCGCCUGCCUGGAGGUGCUCAGCCUGGCCAACAACCAGAUCACCAGCCUGCCGGGGAGCUUAGCGGGCAUGCACAACCUGAGCAAGCUCAACCUGAGCCACAACCGCAUCGCGCACAUCCCGACCUGUGUCUACAGCAUGAAGGGCCUGGUCUUCCUUCAUCUGGCCUGCAACCGCCUGGAGACCAUUGCCGACCAGAUCCAGGACUUGGUCAACCUCAAGAUCCUCAUCGUGGAGGGGAACAGCAUCCACACUCUGCCGAAGACGCUGUGCUUCCUGGAGUCCUUGGAGCUCCUCAAUGUGGACUUCAAUGAGCUGCAAAGCGUGCCCGUGGAAAUGUAUCUGCUGAGUCGGCUCAGGAGGCUGGCCUGCCACCCUCUGGACAAAGGACUCCAUAUUGUACAUAACCCCCUCCUUAAGCCUAUUCAGGAGGUGCUGCAAGGAGGACUGAGCGCCCUCUACAACUACCUCAAGCCCACGUGA